This is a messenger RNA of Cucurbitaria berberidis CBS 394.84, 993 nucleotides long. RefSeq names its product lytic polysaccharide monooxygenase. The transcript is spliced from 2 exons. Bases 1 to 993 code for a protein of 330 amino acids. NCBI's taxonomy places the organism in Eukaryota, Fungi, Ascomycota, Dothideomycetes, Pleosporales, Cucurbitariaceae. The record is from RefSeq and is a predicted model, not a curated record.
AUGCAUUUCCGAUCAGCCUUCCUAGCAGCAACUGCUUUGUUGACCACUGCGAACGGUCACGUUUUUAUGAAGUCACCUGUUCCAUACAGUGUUGACAAGCUCGACAACAGCCCAAUCACAAAAUCUCAAUACCCGUGCAAAUCUCAAAACGGCUUUACGGUUUCUACCAUGAACGCCAUGAAAGUUGGAGAAAAACAAACAAUGGCGCUCUCAGGAAGUGCAGUCCAUGGAGGCGGAUCUUGCCAGUUGAGUGUGUCAUUAGACACCGAGCCCACCGCGAACUCUAUUUUCAAGGUUAUCAAGUCCAUGGAAGGAGGAUGCCCAGGUGUAGAAUCACAGGCACUAUCUUACGACUUCGAGCUUCCUGCAAGCAUUCCGAAUGGCAAGGCGACCUUUGCUUGGACAUGGUUCUCCAAACUCAGUGGCCAGCCUGAGUUGUAUAUGAACUGUGCACCCAUCGACGUCACAGGAGGCGCCAGCGACAAGUCCGCUUUCAAUUCUCUCCCCGAUAUGCUAGUUGCCAAUCUCGAUGACACUUGCAAAUCCGUGCCCAAUUUUGCUGUUCAGUUCCCUACUCCUGGGGAUUCUGUUCAGAAGGGCGCCACAAAUGACCUCAAGCCCCCUACCGGUAGCGGCUGUGGCAAAACCUCUGGGACUACACCUGCUGAGCCCUCGAGCCCUGGUGGCGUCUUCGCUCCUGCCAAACCUACUGCUCCUUCACCGGCCAAACCUACCGCUCCCUCCUCUCCCGGCACCGUUACGCCAUCUCCUCCUACUUCGGGCGGUGGUGCUUCGACCACGUGCACUUCCAACGGCGCGAUCGUCUGCAAUGGCACCACUCAGUUUGGUCUCUGCAACAACGGAAACGUUGUUUGGCAAGCUGUCGCUGCUGGUACUACUUGUGCCAACGGUGUCAUCUCAAAGCGUGGCUACAAUGGGCGUAUUGCCCGACGGCGGUACGCGAGCCGAAAGGUCGCUGUACCCGCGGUUUAA